ACGGACUCAGCAGUAAGUGGCGCUUCCAUUCCAACGUCCAUUGUUUCGGUUCGUUGCCUCACACAGCCACCGCCACAGCCGGAAAAGGAUUCAACCUACUGUCCUGUCAUGGUGUUUGAUAUCACUGAUUCGGGAACUCAACAAAAUACCAGGAGGAGAAAGAAAUCUAUCGUCUGGGAACACUUCACUGUGAAAACUGAUGGACCUGGAUGUGCCAAGGCUUACUGUAAAAGGUGCAAAAGAUCAUUUGCUUAUCUAAAAGAUUCAAAACAAGCUGGCACCAGCCAUCUCAAGAGACACAUUUCUCUAGGAAUCUGUCAGAAAAGUCAGCAAACCCCAUGUUCCAAAAUUGAUGCCAAUCCACCAAAGAAACAAGCAAGAGCAAAACCUUGCUUUGCUGCUAUCUCAUUUGAUCAGGCGAGUUGUAACAAUAAGAUUGCUAAAAUGAUUAUUUUACAUGAUUAUCCACUUCAUAUCGUGGAACACCAAGGUUUCAUUAAUUUUGUGCGGACACUUCAACCCCAGUUCAAUCCACUGAGCUUUAAUACUGUCCAAGAGGAUUGUGUUGCUAUGUUCCUCAGAGAGAAGCAAAACGUAUUGAAUCUUAUCAAUGGGAUUCCUGGACAAGUCAACCUUACCUUGGACUUAUGGACUUCAAACCAAACAUCAGCCUAUGUUUUUCUUCGAGGACAUUUCAUUGAUGGUGAUUGGAACUUACAUCAUCCCAUUCUUAAUGUAUUGAUGGUCCCAUUCCCAGAUUCUGAUGGUUCCUUAAAUCAAAAUAUAGUGAACUGCCUAAGUGAUUGGCAUUUAGAGGGCCGGCUAUUUACCCUUGCACUUGAUAAAUUCUUCUUUAAUGAGGCUUUGAUGGGAAAUCUGAGAUGUCUCCUCUCUAUUAAGAACCCUGUGAUCCUCAAUGGUCAGUUAUUAAGCCAGAACUGUUAUGCUCGUGUCCUUAGUCGCCUUGCAUUAGAUGCACUUUCUGCUAUGAGAGAAACUGUUGAUAAGGUUCGAGUGAGUGUGAAGUACAUGAAAUCUUCUAAAUUUAAUGAAGGGAAGUUUCUUGAGCUGAGGCAGCAACUUCAAGUCUCUAAUACAAUGGACCUUUUAAUUGAUGACCAAAAUAAAUGGGACACAAUUUACCAUAUGCUUGCUGCUGCCUGUGAACUGAAGGAAGUGUUUGCAUGCUUUGAUGCGUCUGAUCCUGAUUACAGAGUGACUCUGACAAUGGAUGACUGGAAGCAGGUGGAAACUCUUUGCACAUAUUUGAAGUACUUGUAUGAUGCAGCAAACAUUUUAACUGUCCAAGCAUAUCCAACUGCAAACUUAUUUUUCCCUGAAGUGUCAAAACUCCAGGUGGAGUUGACUCGUGCUGCCUUCAGCCAGGAUCCUUUCUGUAGUCGUUUGAUUAUGCCUUUGCAAGAAAAGUUUGAUCAAUAUUGGAGAGAGAGCUGCUUCAUUUUGGCUGUUGCUGUAGUCAUGGAUCCGAGGUAUAAAAUGAAACUUGUGAAAUCCACCUUUGCUAAGAUAUUUGGUGAGAAUGCUGAUGAAUGGAUUAGAAUUGUUGAGGAUGGUCUCAAUGAACUAUUCCUUGAAUAUAAUAUCAUACAAGUGCUUCCUUUUACAACAACAAAUGGUCACGAAGGAAAUGAGGCUAUGAUUAAGACUGAGCCAUUUCAAGAAGUGUCACUUGAUGGAUCUCUUUUUACUUCUGAAGAUGGACUUUCUGAUUUUGAAUUUUAUAUAUCUGACUUUACGUGUAACCAGCAAUUUAAGUCGGAACUAGAUGAGUAUCUUGAAGAGCCUCUAGAGCCCAGAGUACAAGAAUUUAAUAUUCUGAGCUGGUGGAGAAUAAACGGAUUGAAAUACCCAACAUUGUCUAGACUAGCAUCUGAUAUUUUGUCUAUGCCUGCAUCCACUCUCUCUGCAGAUUCUGUUUUUGAUAUGGAUAUUAAAAAAAUGGAUAGCUACCGGAGUUCAUUAGACUCUUUGACACUUGAGGCCCUGAUUUGUACCAAGGACUGGUUCCAGUAUAAAUCAUUACCCGGCAAUGUUUCGAAUGCACUAGUGAAAGUUGAGCAUUAGAUAUAGGAUUCCUCAUUUUGGGAUAGAUUCUCAACUAGCUUUUAGGCAUUGAAAUUUUGGAACUGUCAUUCAGUUCAGUUAAUUUUUGUGAUUAACUGUCCGAAUUUUUGUUACUUGUUUAUAAUAGAGUUGAUUCAAUUCUAAUCAUUUUGACCAGGAACACUUUUUGUACACAAUAUUAAUUGUAUUCAUUGGUUCAAUGAAAAACCUGCAAGGUUUGUUUUACCUUUUGAAUAGACAAUUAGACAUUGACCUAAUGUACUACACUGAUUUGGCGUGCUUGGCACAGAACAAGUUUGUU
This is a messenger RNA of Abrus precatorius (Indian licorice), 2386 nucleotides long. RefSeq names its product zinc finger BED domain-containing protein DAYSLEEPER-like. The transcript is spliced from 2 exons. Lineage: Eukaryota; Viridiplantae; Streptophyta; Magnoliopsida; Fabales; Fabaceae. The record is from RefSeq and is a predicted model, not a curated record. The coding region runs from base 109 to 2085 and encodes 658 amino acids. Gene Ontology annotation, molecular function: DNA binding; protein dimerization activity.